Symsagittifera roscoffensis is the source of this 3593-nucleotide messenger RNA. Its product is annotated as guanine nucleotide exchange factor VAV3-like. Gene Ontology annotation, cellular component: endoplasmic reticulum; cytoplasm. Bases 34 to 2721 code for a protein of 895 amino acids. The transcript is spliced from 2 exons. Gene Ontology annotation, biological process: pentose-phosphate shunt, oxidative branch; regulation of GTPase activity; glucose metabolic process. The record is from RefSeq and is a predicted model, not a curated record. Lineage: Eukaryota; Metazoa; Xenacoelomorpha; Acoela; Convolutidae. Gene Ontology annotation, molecular function: glucose-6-phosphate dehydrogenase activity; NADP binding; adenyl-nucleotide exchange factor activity.
CCUAAUUGUUGUGAUAAACUUAUUAAAUAGAGCAUGUCCAAGUGGAGGGCUUGUGUCUUCUGGCUGAAGGAAAUUGGGUUCCUCCCAAGCAAGCAUAGAAUCCUCAGGACAGAUACAGUUCUUUCCGAUCUUGUCGACUUACUGCAAGAUGGCUCAGUUUUGUGCUACGUUCUCCACUUCAUCGACCCUUCUUCCAUUGAUAUCAGACGCGUACAUAACCACAGCUAUGGAUCCGAAAUAUCUUCAGUUCGCAAUGCGAAUCUCUUCCUUCAGGCGUGUAUAGACGUUUACAAAAUACCGAAGUCAUGCCUUUUCGAAGCGUCUGAUCUUUUCAAUCGGGUCAAAUUCGAGAACGUACUGAGCUCUCUUAAUGAAAUUUCGAAAUCAUCUCAUUAUAUUGCUUCAAGAAUAUCCUCUGGUAAGAGCCCCACAUCGUUCGAGUUGUCUGUAGAAGAAAGUGAUAACUACUCAGACCUAGAGGAUAAAAUAUCAGAUUUGAAAAUUGAAGAUGAAGACACUAUCUAUGGCCAAGUUGACCACGAAAGUGAGGACAUAUACGACGAGUUGAUUUACUCCCGGUAUAAGGGUCUGGACGCGUUCGAUGAUUCAAGUGAAGAACGUCCUCUAACCAGAGACAAAAGGUCAUUGAUCAUCAAUGAGUUAGUGGAAACAGAAAAAGAGUAUGUUCGCGUGUUGGAUGUUAUUGUAAAUCAUUACUGCAAUAAUCUGAAAUCGAUAGUGCCCCAAGACAAAUUGUUGAAAAUAUUUUGCAAUGGAACCAUCAAUAAUUUGCUAGAAUAUCAUGCCGGUCUGUUUGACGACAUGAGAAAUGCCGUUGAUUCUGGGCAUCCUGUAGCAGGAACACUUAUUGUGUGGCAACCAAAAUUAGCAAAUUACGCCCACUAUUUUGCUGCCCUUGAUGACGCUAUGAGUACUAUUGAAAGCUGUUCAAAAGACGCCGUAUUUCGAAAAAGACUAGAUUAUUUGAAAGAAACAGCUGAUAUACAGCAAUGUAGAUUUAAUUUGAGUGAUGUUCUGCGGGUUCCAGGACAGCGAAUUCUGAAGUACCAUUUGUUGAUCGACAGUCUUAAAAAAGCGAUUCCAACCGAAGAUUUCCAUGAGUUGAGUACAACUGAAACAGCCUGUGAAAAGCUCAAAGAUCUGAACUCUUAUAUGAAUGAGUCAAAACGAGAUGCUGAACUGAAGCGUAAACUGAUGACCUUAAGAGAAUCAAUUCAAGACGCAGAGCUAUUUAAAGACGUUUUGUGCUACGGUAAAUUGGUCAAAGACGGGGAACUGAAAGUCAAGUUCAACUCUGAAAGCACCAUGAAAAAAUGCCACGUUUUCCUGUUUCAAAGAGGGUUGCUUUUCUCAAAAGAUCGCUCCGAUUUUCUUUCAAGUAGCAAGAACUUUGAGUCCAAGUUCAAAGCGCUUUUCUCUGAAUAUGACGUCGAUGAAAACAACACCCAAUUAACAUUCAUAAUUUUGAAACAUAAGUUUGAAGGAAACAAGCAUGUGACGCUAAUUUGUAAAAAUUCAAAUUUCCAGUCUGACUGGCUGAAUUGCAUCAAAGACGCGUCUGCGUCAUCCGACCGAGACAAACUUUGUUUCAACAGACAUCAGUUUGAAUUAGCCAGUUUCAUCGAAGUCAAAAAGUGCUACUUUUGUGAUAAACUGCUCAAGGGUGCUUUUUGUCAGGGCUACAGAUGUCGCAAUUGCCAAAACUUGUCUCAUAGAGAGUGCCUUGCCAGACACGCCAUUUGUCGGAGUCGCCGAAUAUCCAGAGAUCCGCAACUAACGACAGGACAUAAGCCAAUGCUAGUGGUCAAGCCACAGCCACAAUCUGAGCAUUUCAGUAGCUGGAAGAACGGACCAAGUACAGUCUACCAAGCAACCAUGCCUUUGAACCAACCAGAAUGUCUCUUUAUUUUACCAGGAGAAGUCUUCGAGGUAUUUCACGACGACAUGGAUUGCCAUUUUGGUUUAAAAGCUCGUAAAAUGGAAACAGGGGAAUUCGGCUACGUUCCGAUGGAGUACAUACAACUCUUGAACAAACCGAAUCCAAACCUUGACCUCACAGACUCAGUGGAUGCAAGCUCGGGAUCUCCGAAGAGACAUAGUUUCGAGGAGUCUUUAAAAGAUUAUCCGUGGUUCACGCAUGUGCAAAGCAGAGAAACUUCCUCCAAAAACUGUCUGAUCUGCCCUGAUUCGACCUUUUUGGUGCGUAAAAGCGAAUCUGCCAUGACGUUUGCCUUGAUGGUUCAUCACAAUAAAGUGGUCCGUAAUAUUAGGAUUGAGACGAACCACGAAGGACGAUGGUAUGUGGCUCCAGAGAUAAACUUUCCCACUAUCCCCGACCUGGUCGAUUUCUAUCAGUGCAAUAGCCUUCAAUCGAACUUCCCCCAGCUACCUACUACUCUUGUCACGCCCUUCUACGAGGGUGUACAGAAACUUAAAUCGCAGCUUUUGAAACCCGUGCAACCUGGAAACAAAACGCCGCUUUACGUUGGACUGGGGCAAAUGAUCCAGUCGCAUAAGUCAACUGACAGUCGCGAAGUGGACGUUGCUGUCGGCGAAAUAGUAAAGAUCGUUAGUUUUUACAGCUACAGCGUUUCCUUUUGUAGUGUAGAAGUUCUUAAAAAAUACGAGGUCAAUAAUCGGGAUCCAGAAUACCUACCGGUCAGAGGAAUUGUGCCGAACAGCAAGGUCAAAGUAUUUUGACCCGAGAGUGUUACGAAUCAAAAUGGUAUACUAGAAUCUGCGCUUGAUAGUCACUCGCCAAAUGCUUCAAACAUUCUACAUAUUUGCAUAUUAACUCUUCUAAUUUUGCUGAUCACAUAAAAAACUUAAAAACUGUCUUCACGAAGUUUAAACAAUCGUUGCGGCAAAUCAAAAUGAAACUGCUGGUUUUAUACCAAAUUGAAAGUCAUUCGGUGCUAAUAGCUAUUUUUUUUACUUAAGCGGAUCAUGGUGGCUCGAUAGUUGAGAGCAGAGAGAUUGAAUACAUAUAGUUUAGAAGGUAGAUUUGUAGCUAUUCCAUUACUAAUUUGCAAUGCGAUUUAUAAUGGUACUUAUGCAUCCUAGUUUAUCCCAAUAACAUAUACUGCGCAUUUAUGAUUCCCAGGGUGACCAGACACAAGCAUGUUUUGCUAGUUAUUAUUCCAUUUUGAAUUGUCAUUUCUUUCCAAUUAAAGAGCUGUUUGAAACUAGAUAGAUUUGGAGAUGGAAAUUGAUUUCCAGAAUUGAGCACUUGAGAAACGGUUGUUUCAGGUGCAGCUGAUGAAAUAAUUUCACUGGGCUAAAUUUUGAUCAAAUUUUCUACCAGGGAAUUGUAAAAAUUAUUCCAACCGUUAGUUUUUGUAAGUGGUCACCCUAUUUCGGAGCUUUGACGUUGGAAUAAAUAAAAACCUUAGAUUUUGAUGAAAAAUUGAUAUUAGUCGCUUCAAAGCUAUAGAUUUAAAUGUAUUCAAUUUGGUAACUUGUUUUAUGAAGCUUCAAUAAUGGCAUGGUGCAAAUAAUACUGUAGAUACAUGUUUUUGUCGUCGUUUUAGAUGCGUUAUUUAAAAUUUACUACUGCAAAUUUCAAUUGAUAC